This is a messenger RNA of Rattus norvegicus (Norway rat), 3633 nucleotides long. It is a transcript of the gene Hk2, whose product is annotated as hexokinase 2. Gene Ontology annotation, molecular function: fructokinase activity; ATP binding; glucokinase activity. Gene Ontology annotation, biological process: response to ischemia; negative regulation of mitochondrial membrane permeability; glycolytic process. Gene Ontology annotation, cellular component: mitochondrial outer membrane; cytosol. NCBI's taxonomy places the organism in Eukaryota, Metazoa, Chordata, Mammalia, Rodentia, Muridae. The record is from RefSeq and is marked provisional.
GGAAAACCUGUUUCUGGAAACGCGAGGCCCUCAGCUGGUGAGCCAUCGUGGUUAAGCUUCUUUGUGUGGCUCCUGGAGUCUCCGAUCCCAGCCGGACACCCGGGCCUGGUUUCAAAGCGGUCGAACUGCUCUGCCCGCUCCACCGGUAGCGCUCGAGCCUCGGUUUCUCUACUCGACCCCGACUCGCCGCAGCAGGAUGAUCGCCUCGCAUAUGAUCGCCUGCUUAUUCACGGAGCUCAACCAAAACCAAGUGCAGAAGGUUGACCAAUUUCUCUACCACAUGCGUCUCUCAGAUGAGACCCUUCUGGAGAUUUCUAGGCGGUUCCGGAAGGAGAUGGAGAAAGGGCUAGGAGCUACCACGCACCCUACAGCAGCUGUGAAAAUGUUGCCUACCUUUGUGAGGUCAACUCCGGAUGGGACAGAACAUGGGGAGUUCCUGGCUCUGGAUCUUGGAGGAACCAACUUCCGUGUGCUCCGAGUAAGGGUGACGGACAAUGGCCUCCAGAGAGUGGAGAUGGAGAACCAGAUCUACGCCAUCCCUGAGGACAUCAUGCGGGGCAGUGGAACCCAGCUGUUUGACCACAUCGCCGAAUGCCUGGCCAACUUCAUGGACAAGCUACAAAUCAAAGAGAAGAAGCUCCCUCUGGGUUUCACCUUCUCGUUCCCCUGCCACCAGACAAAACUGGAUGAGAGUUUUUUGGUCUCGUGGACUAAGGGGUUCAAGUCCAGUGGCGUGGAAGGCAGAGAUGUGGUGGACCUGAUCCGGAAGGCUAUCCAGCGCAGAGGGGACUUUGACAUUGACAUUGUGGCCGUGGUGAAUGACACAGUUGGGACCAUGAUGACUUGUGGCUAUGAUGAUCAGAACUGCGAGAUUGGUCUCAUUGUGGGCACUGGCAGCAACGCCUGCUACAUGGAGGAAAUGCGUCAUAUUGACAUGGUGGAGGGAGAUGAGGGGCGCAUGUGCAUCAACAUGGAGUGGGGAGCCUUUGGGGACGACGGUACACUCAAUGACAUCCGAACCGAGUUUGACCGAGAGAUCGACAUGGGCUCGCUGAACCCUGGGAAGCAGCUGUUUGAGAAGAUGAUUAGCGGGAUGUACAUGGGGGAGCUGGUCAGGCUCAUCCUGGUGAAGAUGGCCAAGGCAGAGCUGUUGUUCCAAGGGAAACUCAGCCCAGAACUCCUUACCACUGGCUCCUUCGAGACCAAAGAUGUCUCGGAUAUUGAAGAGGAUAAGGAUGGAAUCGAGAAGGCCUACCAAAUCCUGAUGCGCCUGGGUCUGAAUCCAUUGCAGGAGGAUUGUGUGGCCACGCACCGAAUCUGCCAGAUUGUGUCCACGCGCUCGGCCAGUCUGUGCGCAGCCACCCUGGCCGCGGUGCUGUGGCGAAUCAAAGAGAACAAGGGCGAGGAGCGACUUCGCUCCACCAUCGGUGUCGAUGGCUCCGUCUACAAGAAACAUCCCCAUUUUGCCAAGCGUCUCCAUAAGGCAGUGAGGAGGCUGGUGCCCGACUGUGAUGUCCGCUUCCUCCGCUCUGAGGAUGGCAGCGGCAAGGGGGCUGCUAUGGUGACGGCGGUGGCUUACCGUCUGGCUGACCAACACCGGGCCCGCCAGAAGACCCUGGAGUCUCUGAAGCUGAGCCACGAGCAGCUUCUGGAGGUUAAGAGAAGAAUGAAGGUGGAAAUGGAGCAGGGUCUGAGCAAGGAGACGCAUGCGGUCGCCCCUGUGAAGAUGCUGCCCACUUACGUGUGUGCCACUCCAGAUGGCACAGAGAAAGGAGACUUCUUGGCCUUGGAUCUUGGAGGAACAAACUUCCGGGUCCUGCUGGUGCGUGUGCGUAAUGGCAAGCGGAGGGGCGUGGAGAUGCAUAACAAGAUCUACUCCAUCCCACAGGAGGUUAUGCAUGGCACUGGGGAAGAGCUCUUCGACCACAUUGUCCAGUGCAUUGCGGACUUCCUGGAGUACAUGGGCAUGAAGGGCGUGUCCCUGCCUUUGGGUUUCACAUUCUCCUUCCCUUGCCAGCAGAACAGCCUAGACCAGAGCAUCCUCCUCAAGUGGACAAAGGGAUUCAAGGCAUCUGGCUGCGAGGGUGAGGAUGUGGUCACCUUGCUGAAGGAAGCGAUUCACCGGCGAGAGGAGUUUGACCUGGAUGUGGUUGCCGUGGUGAAUGACACAGUUGGGACUAUGAUGACUUGUGGCUACGAAGACCCUCACUGUGAAGUUGGCCUUAUUGUUGGCACCGGAAGCAACGCCUGCUACAUGGAAGAGAUGCGUAAUGUGGAGCUGGUGGACGGAGAGGAGGGACGGAUGUGUGUCAACAUGGAGUGGGGAGCAUUUGGGGACAAUGGCUGCCUGGAUGACUUGCGGACCGUGUUUGAUGUUGCUGUGGAUGAGCUUUCUCUCAACCCUGGCAAACAGAGGUUCGAGAAGAUGAUCAGCGGCAUGUACUUGGGAGAGAUUGUGCGCAACAUUCUCAUCGAUUUCACGAAGCGGGGGCUGCUCUUCCGAGGCCGCAUCUCAGAGCGCCUCAAGACAAGGGGAAUCUUUGAAACUAAGUUCCUGUCUCAGAUAGAGAGCGACUGCCUAGCCCUGCUACAGGUUCGUGCCAUCCUGCGCCACCUAGGGCUGGAGAGCACGUGCGAUGACAGCAUCAUCGUGAAGGAGGUGUGCACUGUGGUUGCCCGGCGCGCUGCACAGCUCUGUGGCGCAGGCAUGGCCGCCGUAGUGGACAAGAUAAGAGAGAACCGUGGGCUGGACAACCUCAAAGUGACAGUGGGCGUGGACGGGACUCUGUAUAAGCUUCAUCCUCACUUUGCCAAGGUCAUGCAUGAGACGGUGAGAGAUCUGGCUCCGAAAUGUGACGUGUCCUUCCUGGAAUCCGAGGACGGCAGUGGGAAGGGAGCAGCUCUCAUCACUGCCGUGGCCUGCCGCAUCCGGGAGGCUGGGCAGAGAUAGAAGCUUGGGGACCAGACGGGGCUUCUCUGCUUCCUCACUUCCCCGUUUUAAAUUAUGAGAAGAUGGACCCCUUGGCAGAGAGGACCCUGUGAGACUGGGACUUUUGUCUCUGUAUAUUCACUGUAGAGUUUGGUACCCAAUCCUUGGCCUUCCUGAGAAUCUGAAGUAAGGAGUUGUUCGCAGUUCCUGCUGGUCACCUCCUGGGAUGGUCCUCCCCCACUCUACUUCCUGUACAAUCCUAUGGGAUGGGGACAGUCUUGAGAAAAUGGUUGCCUCAGCUUGGAGCUGAACCUGACAUUUGUAGGUGGAGAACAUCUUGAAAUGUCGAUGCUUCUCUCAUCAGAGGUAGAUGUUGGGUGGGAGGGAGGAGGAGAGAUAGGACGUCCCCUGCCCUACGUGGCUGUCCCUCUUCAACUCAACCCAUAAGCAUCACCCUGCCGGUUCUAAAACAUUUGCUGUCCUGGGAUAGAGGAAUCUGAACCAAAGCUAGAGUGGACGUCUUCUUCAAGUGUUUGUGGCUUUACCUCACAUGGCUGAAUGUGUCAUCCACGAGCUACAGACCUUGGGGACAGGAGUGGCUUUGGUCGCUUUUUAGUUUUUUGUUUUGUUUUGUUUUUUUCUUUUUUAAUUUAUGUUUGAAAUUUACUUAGUUUAAAGCAGGUCCUCUCCAUUGUGUAAUGGUU